This is a messenger RNA of Penaeus vannamei (Pacific white shrimp), 867 nucleotides long. NCBI's taxonomy places the organism in Eukaryota, Metazoa, Arthropoda, Malacostraca, Decapoda, Penaeidae. The record is from RefSeq and is a predicted model, not a curated record.
AUGAUUCUUACCAUAUCACUUUACUUCAAUAUUACAUUUGCUAUUGAAAUUAAGGAUCCAGAACAUUAUUGUAAAUCCGAAGGAGAACUGGAGGAAGGCCAAGUUCUAAUCGUCAACAAAGACGGGUCUUCUCUGUUGGCGGACCACGUUAUCUUCACCGCGUCCUCUGGGCACCUCCAAGAACGCCACCGCCAGUUAUUCUCACCGCCGUUGCCGGGAGACUACGUGAGCGCCUUGGAGGGCAUAGAGCUGGGCGUGGCCAACAAGGUGCAGAUGGGGUGGGACGACCCUUGGUGGGGUGAGGAUCCACUCGAACUCGACAUCGUCUGGACCGAGUUCGACCUGCCGGAGGAGAAGGUGGGUUUGAGGUCGACCUCGAGACCUCCUCCUCGAACGCUUGUCCCCGAGAUACCCGAGGACGUGUUAUUGGUCGCGGUGCUUAUGUGGUCGUGUGUUCUGCGCAGUGUGAUGUUGUGUGUUCACCUCAGCCCCCACGCUGUCAUCGAAGGCUUUGUGACAGGAGAAGCGUCGGAGAUCAUGGAAAGUCUGUCGGAAGAACAAGUCAGAGAACAUUUUCUGGAGCUGCUGAGGAACGCCUCGCUGAUGUCAAUUCCAGAGCCUAUGUUCUUUAGGAGUUGUUCUUCAGGGAGUAAGAAUUCUGUAGGAGGAGGUAAGAUUUUGUUUCUGGGUAAAAAGAUGUUUCUUCAGGGAGUAAAAAUUCUGCAGGAGGUGUUGCAGUGGGCGGGCGAACACACCAGCCCCCACAGGUUCAGCACCGUCGACGGCGCGAUGGGCACUGGCGAGCGGGAAGCCAAGAGACUCCUAAACGCCCUGCGUCUGGAAGGCGUCUACGAGUAUGAGAAAUGA